UUGACAUCUAUUAGCAUGUCCAGUGUCAUGUCAUUAGACUAUUGGCAUUCUCUCUCCUCUCUGCCUGCCAGUCACUAGUCCACUCUGCAGUAGAACGAGGCACAACAACACAUUAACCAGUGAACAGCCAUGCUGCUACAUAGCUUCCCUCUCACCAUCCUCCUCUCCACCAUCCCUGUCACUCCCCAGUGGGGGGCAGUGGGUGAUGAGUCUGGAAGGUCUGUGGCUGCUGCAGGGCCAGUGGUCCAGGGCAGGCCCUUCACCAUGGUCUGGAACAUGCCCACAGCGAGCUGCCAGGAACACUAUGGCAUCCACCUGGACCUGGGGGCCUUCGACAUCGUGGAGAACCACCACCAGCACUUCCAGGGCCAGAACAUGAGCAUCUUCUACCACAAUCAGCUAGGGCUCUACCCUUACAUCACCCAGGAGGGUCUGCAGGUUAAUGGAGGGGUUCCCCAGAGGGGAGACCUGGAGGCCCACCUGGCCCUGGCCCAGACCCAGAUCUCAGCCCUGCUCAGGACAGGGUUCAGCGGCCUGGCCGUCAUCGACUGGGAGGAGUGGCGCCCCUUGUGGGUGAGAGACUUCGGCAUUAAGCUGGAGUACCGCCGGCUGUCUAAAAAACUAGUGAGAGGGGAGCAUCCAGAGCUAACCAAACAGGAAGUGAACUCCCUGGCCCGUAAGGAGUUUGAGAGGGGUGCCAGGGACUUCAUGUCUGAGACGCUGCAGUUAGGAGUGUGUCUGCGACCGAGGGGACUCUGGGGCUUCUACAGCUUCCCUGAAUGCUUCAACUACCACAGGGAGCAGAAAGGCCACAGCUACACGGGUCAAUGCCACUCUAAGACCAGGCAGAAGAAUGACGAGCUAGCCUGGCUGUGGCGCCAGUCCACUGCCCUCUACCCUAGUAUCUACCUACCCAAACGUCUGGCAGGGUCCUCUGAUGCUACCCUCCUGGUCAGACAUAGGCUUCUGGAGGCCCUGAGGGUGGCGAAUCAGUACCCCACUAGCACCCAUGCCACUCCUGUACUGCCCUAUGCCAGAGUGGCAUUCGCCCACACCCUCCACUUCCUCAACAAGACGGAUCUGGAGCACACACUGGGAGAGAGUGCAGCGCUGGGGAUGGCAGGAGUGGUGCUGUGGGGGGAGCAGGCGUUCGCUAAGUCAAAGCAUCAGUGUGAGAUACUGAGGGACUACAUUCAUUCUGAACUGGGAGUGUACAUCAGCACCCUGAAGAGAGGGGUGCAGCGUUGCAGCGAGGAGCGAUGCCAUGGCAACGGUCGCUGUGCCAGAAGGGACCCCUACUCUGACCACAUGAUCCCACUCUCUGACUCCUUCUCCAACUUCCUCCCUGACCCCUCUCAUGACCUCAGCCACCUCCGAAAUAACUUCCUGUGCCAGUGCUAUCAGGGCUGGGCGGGUGAGAAGUGUCAGGAAAGGAUAGCUUCAAUCACUAACACUUAGUGUCAGGAAAAUAUAUAGUCUCUAUCACCAAUAUAUAAUAUCACCUUUUGUUUAUUUGGUUGAUGCGCAGCAUACAGUAGCAUCAUUGCAAUUCCACCAAGUGUAUCAAAGUGAAAACUGUGGCAGUUGCCAAGGCACUUUCUCAGCGUAUUCAUUCUAUACAAUUCAGUUCCACUUGUGACAUGUUUAAGUUGUGAUAGUCAGAACAAAUUUGCACUGUGUUUUGUCAGUAACAAAAUGGGUGUGACAUUUCAUCAUACAUUGCCUGUCUCAUGCAUACAUGUAAAAGAGGACCGCUUCUAAAAGUUACAGCGUAGCUUGUAUGUACAGUAUGUUUAAGUCACAGAUCACAUGGAUGUCUCGAACCUGAAUCAUUUCUGUCCUCAUGCAGUUGUCCAAAUACAUGAAUUGUCAGUUGAAGAGUGUUGUCCUUUAAGCUGUGAUGUCACUAAAGAUGCUAUAAAGAGUUCAGUACCCUGCAA
Messenger RNA from Oncorhynchus tshawytscha (Chinook salmon), 1940 nucleotides. RefSeq names its product hyaluronidase 3 (gene hyal3). Gene Ontology annotation, molecular function: hyalurononglucosaminidase activity. Gene Ontology annotation, biological process: hyaluronan catabolic process; carbohydrate metabolic process. The transcript has 4 exons. Gene Ontology annotation, cellular component: acrosomal vesicle. Lineage: Eukaryota; Metazoa; Chordata; Actinopteri; Salmoniformes; Salmonidae. The record is from RefSeq and is a predicted model, not a curated record. The coding region runs from base 130 to 1458 and encodes 442 amino acids.